Messenger RNA from Amoebophrya sp. A25, 217 nucleotides. The record is from the annotation of a GenBank genome assembly. Lineage: Eukaryota; Dinophyceae; Syndiniales; Amoebophryaceae.
GUUCUCUCCUCGUUUCUCGUGAAGGUGCCAGAACUUCCAUCUCAUCCAGAGACACUACCACCAUGACGAAAGACGUCUUGACACAGCACCUAGCACGCCUCUGGGCACCACGCAAACACACGCAAGCACGCUACAACCACGAUUCUCACGAGUUCUUCUACCUCCUCUGUUUUUCACGGUAUUGGCAGCGCUACUGCAACGGAGAUUUUCGAAGGUG